This is a messenger RNA of Malania oleifera, 777 nucleotides long. RefSeq names its product zinc finger protein JAGGED-like. Bases 1 to 777 code for a protein of 258 amino acids. NCBI's taxonomy places the organism in Eukaryota, Viridiplantae, Streptophyta, Magnoliopsida, Santalales, Ximeniaceae. The record is from RefSeq and is a predicted model, not a curated record. The transcript has 5 exons. Gene Ontology annotation, molecular function: DNA-binding transcription factor activity.
AUGAUCCAUGGGCAGACUUGUUGGAGACCGGAAAGCAACCCUUUAGACCUCAACAACUUGCCUGAGGAUUCCGCUAGAGAUGGUAAACAGGUCUUCGACGACAGCGCUUCUUCUUCGGGGUGUAGGAAAAAGAAAAGCGGGGAAAAAGAGGAGUGCGGGAAGGUGUAUGAGUGCAGGUUUUGCUCCCUCAAGUUCUGCAAAUCUCAAGCUCUUGGGGGACACAUGAACCGCCACCGCCAGGAGAGGGAGACAGAGAGACUGAACUGUGCUCGUCAGCUGGUUUUCAGUAACGAUAACCUGGCCGCUCAAGGCACAAUGGGAUGCUUCCAUCAAGCAGGUCACAUGGGAGACCAAACGCUGCCGUUUAGAUCAGUCUACCCAACAAGAAUGUUCUCAGCUGGUUCUUCUUCCUCCAUCUUACCCCCACCGCCGCAGGCGCCGCCUCAACCGCCUUAUCUGUACUCAUCGCCUGCUCCCCUCGUCUCGUAUCCGUCACAGUAUCCGGCUCCCUCCCACGACUACUACAUCGGUCACGUGCUCGCCGGCCACCCGAACCAGAGCUACGGUGCAGGAGGAGUGCAAGACUCUAAUUACACUUGCAUUGGUGCUCCAGUUGGACACAGUUUUCCGGGCAGGACCGGAGGCCUCCGGGACUCGGAAGCUGGCGUUAGAGACCGGUCACUGCCACAGGAGGAAGGGCUGAGUUGGGAUCGGACCUAUACGACACAUCAACUUAUGGAUCCUUCGUCGAUCAAUCGGUUUCAAGAUGGGAUCUAG